Messenger RNA from Schistocerca cancellata (South American locust), 3178 nucleotides. Its product is annotated as actin-binding protein IPP. The coding region runs from base 461 to 2284 and encodes 607 amino acids. The record is from RefSeq and is a predicted model, not a curated record. The transcript is spliced from 9 exons. Gene Ontology annotation, molecular function: protein binding. NCBI's taxonomy places the organism in Eukaryota, Metazoa, Arthropoda, Insecta, Orthoptera, Acrididae.
ACGCCAAAAACUAAUUCAAUAACAAUGUUUUUAAAUAUUUUAUUAGAUCGCUGAGUGGAGCGCAACACUCUGCUUUCUUUGUGUUUAUUUUGUGUCUCUGGCGAUCUCCGUGUAUAACUGUAUCUGAAGUCUAUGAAUGUUUGAUGUACCGUGUCAGAUUUUGUUUUCAUGUGUAACGCUAACACCUUUACAUUUUUAGUAUAAAAUUAAUUUCUGCAGGAUUUGAAUUAAAAUAAAGCUAUAGGUUUAAAUCAAAACAAAAUAGUUUACAUAUCCUUUGAAGCUUGACCUAAAUGUGAUUGACACUAGUCAGCUGUUUGACAUCAGGCGAAUGACGAGCGUACAACAAUAAAAUAGUAUAACGUAGUGUCGCAUUUCAUCUAGCAACUGUUCCUGUAAACAUGAGUUGUGUGUGGUAUUGCUAUGGUAGAGUAUCGUAACAGAAACCAUAUAAUCAACAAUGCCCCCGCUGAAGAGCAGUAAACCGAAUGAUUUGACAGCAGGGUCCAGCAGCCAGAUACAUUUAAAAGUAUCGCCAUUUGAAAACAAUGCAUCUCAAGACAUGCCAAAUACCAAUAAAUAUCAUUGUAGCAAUGAUUAUGCAAAGAAAGUGUUGCUCAAUCUCAAUGUUCUGCGGCAAAAUAGUAGAUUCUGUGAUAUUUCAAUUGUGGCAGGGGGAAAAGUGUUGAAGGCUCAUCGAGCUGUUUUAUCAGCUAGUAGCCCAUACUUUCAAGCCAUGUUCACUGCAGGAUUAUCUGAAGAGCAGCAAGAAACCAUUGAAUUGCAUGAUGUUUCACCAAAUAUUCUACACACACUUAUUGACUUCAUUUACACAGGUGAUGUGAGCAUUGGUCAAGAAAAUGUGCAGGAAUUGAUGGCAGCUGCUGACAUGUUGCAGCUUCGAGAGGUAGUGCAAGGAUGCACAGAUUUCCUGAAAAGGGAGUUGCACACGUCUAAUGCUGUUGGCAUCUAUAGGUUUGCUGAAGGACACAGCUUUGAGGAACUGACCAGGUUUGCAGUAGAUUUUAUUCAGUGUCAUUUCCCACAAGUGUGCUGCGAAGAGGAAUUUGCUGAACUACCAAAAGAAGACCUGAUAAAGUUCUUGUCCAGUGAACUUUUAAGAGUUGACACAGAAUUCCAGGUAUUUCAAGCUGCAAUGCGCUGGAUCAUGCAUGAUGUUGUACAGCGACGAUGUUACGUGUUUGAGAUAUUGUCUAAAGUGCGCCUCCCACUACUUUCCCUGUGUCUUCUAGAUCGUGCUAUUUCAGAGUGCACUGACAGCAGCUUAGAGGUGGCAUUACGUUCUAUCCGUAAGGACCUAAUGACAAAACGAGGCAGCCUCGUACCUUUGAAUGUUCAACCACGAAUGUGUGCAAAGAAGGACAUCUAUGUGAUUGGUGGCUCAAAGCGUGAGUUAGAGGUGUCAUGGACCCGUUCUUCAGAAUGCACCUUCAACUCUGUGGCAAAAUUCAACACAUUUCUACAGCAGUGGGAACUUGCAGCUUCAAUGGGCAUCAGUCGAAUCCUUCCUGGUGUUACUACUCUGAAUGGGCAUAUUUUUGCUGUUGGAGGUGAACAGGAUUCCCAAAUACUGGCAAAUGGAGAAGUCUAUAAUCCUGCUGACAAUAGUUGGUCAAAAAUUGCGAGCAUGGUGGUGCCGCGCUGUGAGUUUGGGCUGUGUGCUCUGGAUGGUCACCUGUAUGCUCUAGGUGGCUGGGUUGGUGAAGACAUUGGUGACUCCAUUGAGCGAUAUGAUCCCAUGCAAAAUGAGUGGCAACUGGAAGGAAACCUGCCUGAAGCUCGUUUCAGCAUGGGUGUUGUAUCAUAUGAAGGUUUGAUCUACAUGGUUGGUGGUUGUACACAUCGUAGCCGCCAUGGAAGAGAGCUCUACAGCUAUAAUCCUGUAACUAAGGAAUGGGCAAAUUUGCGACCUAUGUCAGUUCCCCGCAGUCAGAUGGGUGUUGCAGUCCUGAAUGACCAUCUUUAUAUUGUAGGGGGCACUAAUAGACAUAAUGAAGUGCUGCAGUCGGUGGAAAAAUAUUCCUUCCAAGAGAACAAAUGGACUGUUGUACCACCAAUGAGGGUGGGGCGUGCUACACCAGCAGUAGCUGCAGCAGAUGGUCUUCUGUAUGUUAUUGGUGGCGACCAGCUUCAUGAAGUACAUUUUUACCGUGCCCAGUUCUCAAUAACAUCAGUUGAGUGUUAUGACCCAUUAUCAGAUACAUGGCGCAACUGCUCUCCAUUGCCAGAAAGUCGUAGUGAAGCUGGUGCUGUGGUUUUAUAGUGGCAAGCAUGCAAUUAUUGAGUAUUUCCCAGUGAGUGAAUGUGACAAGAAUUGGAACUCAUUGUUUUAUGACAGACUGGAAAAUGGUAUUCUGUUCUGCAUUUAGGCUUGGAUCUUAUUCUGAUAUGCAAACUUGUUAUUGCCUAUUCUCUUUCCACUUCUGCAUUGCUCCUGGAAUGUCUUAGAGGGCAUAGUUGGUGCUGUAGGCUACUUUUAGAGCUGUGACUCUAAGGAAUUGUGUUGAAAAGUUGGAAACAUGUACAAUUUGCAGUAUUUUCAUUUGUAAUUAUUUUAUCUGUUAAUUGUGUUUGUAUAAAAACAACGAGAAGCUAGUUUUAUGUUGGAGCAAAUUUUGAAUGUAGGUACAAUGAUCUAUGUUGUAAGAUCUGCUAAGUAACUUCAAUUGGUGAAGUAUUACCUUGCUUUUCUUAUUGAAAUUUGCUGUAAAUAUUCCAACACUAAUAACCACUGGCACACAAAAUUUUAUAUAUUUUUGGAAAGUGAAUAACAUUUGUUGUAAAUUUACACUUUCAUACUUCAUGUUCCCAUGAAUGGAUGACCUUUGGAAAGUUGAGAGCAAGUGUGUAUUAACACCAUAACAUUUUUUUUUUAUUUGAUCUCACUGAAAAGUUUGAUAACAUUGUUACAAACAUCACUGUAUUAUCUUGUUUCUUUGGAUUAAUUAUUACAUGGAUUUUAAAUAUUUGUUUAUAUUAAGUAAUAUUUUCUACUGUUUAUUUCUUGUGUGUGUUCAUUCAUUUAUGUGUAAGAAGUCAAUGGUAGAAAAAGUCCUAUUUUGUGAAUGCAGUUACACUGUAAUGUUCACAGUUUCACUGAAGUACCUUUAUAUGAUCUAUGCAUGUCUGUAAAAAUAAAAUAUUUGAUGUCACCCUG